Volvox carteri f. nagariensis is the source of this 1359-nucleotide messenger RNA. RefSeq lists its product as uncharacterized. The coding region runs from base 288 to 1007 and encodes 239 amino acids. Gene Ontology annotation, biological process: cell redox homeostasis. The record is from RefSeq and is a predicted model, not a curated record. The transcript has 3 exons. Gene Ontology annotation, molecular function: protein-disulfide reductase activity. Lineage: Eukaryota; Viridiplantae; Chlorophyta; Chlorophyceae; Chlamydomonadales; Volvocaceae.
UGUUAGCGUUGCUUCUGAAUUCCAUGAGCGUAAUUACCAGCUUCCGCAAUUACAAUGCGUUCCUAGGAUUUCUUGUUUGCCUCAGGCGCUGUCAUACUUGCUUGUUUUCAGUGCAUAACAGGUAUAUACAUUAAUUGUUAGUUCGUUAGUGGCAGCAAGUCUUGGCUAUUUUGCCGUAAAGCGACUCAACAACCCACUUGGGAGUCGACCCGGCGGCCAUCUUAACAUCGGCAAGCUCUCAGCGCAAAUCCUUAGUCGUCAUUUGUAUUGUCGAGGAUUAAAGGCGCAUGGCGGCUGUGAUUGCGAAGCGUAUAAACAUUAGCUGUCGAGGUGCACGGCCGAGGAUGUGUUGUGUUGUCCCUAAGGCAACGUCAGUCCUUCCGCCCAAGCAAGCACUCAAGGCUACCGCACCGCUGGACGGCGCUUUGCACCCACGGACUGCGUCUUACGUGAACUUUUCAGCAACGGCGGUUGACUUUUAUAAAGUCUUAGCUCGCCUGGAAGCUGCAAGCUAUUUUGCGCGAGAAUCUCAGUCCGUAUUGGGGGCUUCUGUUCCCGGACCAAAUGCUCCGCAGCGCAAACCCUGGACAGGCAUCUUCGAUGGCCUCUUUGGUGGCUCGCGCAUCAGCAAACAGACUCAGACUGAGGUCCUCGGAACCCUAUCUGGUUCCGACGAUAUAAUGCCCUUACGUCAUGCCGUCGUCAUGUUCACCGCGACCUGGUGUGGUCCGUGCAGCGUGGUGUACCGCGAACUAAAACUGGCCGUGGGCAGGUUGCAGGGUCGGCCUCCCACGGCCAUCAUCGUGAUAGACGUCGAGGAAGAAAAGGAGCUGGCGUCGGAACUGGGCAUCAAGGCUCUGCCCACCCUCCUCUACCUGAGUCCGGAUGAAUCUCGGGGACCAAUCUUCACCCUGGGUCCCGUGUCCGCAUCGUUCAUCCUGGACGCCAUGGACCGAGCGGUGGAUUGCGGUGGUCGCAACAUAAAAGCAAAGUGGCUCAAACUUUGAUAGUACUUGCCCCAGCUAAGAAUUGUGCACAAGCAGCAGCGACAUAGCGGAGUAAUGUAUCAUAGAAUAAUGAUAUAUAUUCGGGGUUUCAUCCCUAAAGCGAGUGGCGAAGUAGCUAUUUGGUUUGUGGUGCCACGAGUGGUGACGUGAAGGCCAUGCUGUGUGCGCGCACGGUUCUGGGGCGGGCCCAGAACUCCUACACACGUCGCAAGUGUUCUUGUUGUGAGUUCUGAGGUGCGUGAUGCUUUUAGGUGCUUUUGAGCUGAGGAAGAAUGCUUUAUCUGUCAAGCGGAUGAGUGAAUGGCCAAACAAAAAGCCUGUUGAGAGGAAGACACGGCAGGAGCGCAGAACG